This is a messenger RNA of Anthonomus grandis grandis, 1274 nucleotides long. RefSeq lists its product as uncharacterized. Gene Ontology annotation, biological process: regulation of transcription by RNA polymerase II. Gene Ontology annotation, cellular component: transcription regulator complex; nucleus. The record is from RefSeq and is a predicted model, not a curated record. Bases 132 to 575 code for a protein of 147 amino acids. NCBI's taxonomy places the organism in Eukaryota, Metazoa, Arthropoda, Insecta, Coleoptera, Curculionidae. The transcript has 4 exons.
UUUUUGUUAAGGUUUUGAAACGUCAUUUGGCUGCCUGGGGCAGCACUUCCUCAGUGCAAAUUGCCUAGUAGCAGAGCCAUCAAUGGAACAGAACAAGAACAACAAGCUAGGGGACAGCGAGCUGGAAAGAGAUGCAGGUGAUAGUUGAGCUUACAGUGACUCCAGAUAUUCCAGAUUUCAACAAUGUCAUUUGCUGUCGUUUAAUUUCCGCGUUAACGAAUGACGUUAGUUCUAAUAGUUAUAAGUGCUUAAGAUUCUUCUAUUGCUUCUGCAGUGAAGAAACGACCCACAUCGUUCUUGAUACUGAGAGAAUUAUUGUGGAAGUGGAAAAAAGACCAGCGCUGUAUAAUAAAGAACUGAAAGAAUACAGCGAUAGAAAUGCGAAAGAGAAAUUAUGGACAGAAGUAUGCGCAAAUGUAAUACCAAAAUGGCAUGAACUAUCAGGUGCAGAAAGAAAAGACAGAGGGAAAGAAGUUCAAAAAAAGUGGAAGAAUCUGAAAGAUUGUUUUGCGAGAGAGCUUGCUGCUCAGAAAAAAAUCAAACCUGGUGAGCCUGCAAAAAAACGUCGAGAAUAGAUCUAUUUCGACGCAUUACUAUUUUUACUUCCUCACCAACAACCCAGGACAACAAGUGGCAAUGUAGGGCCUCCAGGCGAUAAGGUAGAACUGUUAGACCAUAAUAAAGGACCUAGAAACGAUGAUGGAGAGCUUUCAAACGAUCAUGGAGGUCCCAGGAACAACAACGAGGAGACUCCACGUUCUUUACCCUCUGCAAAACCUACACAGAGGACACCACGCAUUCUUUCCAGCAAAUCUUCUUAUCAAAUAUCCACAUAUGAGGCUUCGUUAUUAGAGAUUUUAAAGAACAAACAAACGGAGGAAGUUUCAGAGGAUAAAAACUUUGCUCUUAUGUUAUUUCCUAUGUUGGCCAAACUAAACGAUGAGCAAAAACAUUUUGCCAAAAUUGAAAUACUAAAUGUGAUGAGAAAUGCAAAAUUCUAUACACAGCCUGGGCCAUCAACACAAACUAACUUCCAUCAGUAUUUCCAUCCAGGCCCACAUAAUAUGCAGCAUCCACCCUCUGUAAGUUUGCCAGCAAGUUCGCCUCAGUUUUACAACCAGUCUGAUAAAAACUCUUCCCUCCAGACCUACUAUUCGGAAUUUUCGAAUAAUUUUGAGUCAUCAAGAGAUUAUGAUAGCGAAUUAUAUGACUUGUAAUCAUAAUGUAUUAAUAAACUAAAAGGAAUAAAUUACUUUGCGAUUGUUCUUAUUUAC